AUGAUCGGUAGACGAGUAUACUAUGGAAUUUUAUACCUUGCUUGCACCAAAACUGCAGAAUCACCGAUUCAGAUUGUCUCUAAGUACAUUGGUGAUCUACACGUCCAGCUUUGUGUUCUUAACAUGUUUGAUCCUAUGGCGUUACAAGCUGAAAAACAAUUGUCUCGCCGGUCGACCUUUAAUUCUAUUCUCAGUUCCACCACCUCACAAAACUCAUGUGGUGAGCCACAUCGACACAGAAUGAGUCCCAAAGAACAUGCUGAAAUUCGUCGACAAGUGGAGGACUUGUUGGCUAAAGGAAAUAUUAGAGAGAGCUUGAGUCCUUGUGCUAUUUCGGCUUUAUUGACUCUAAAGAAAGAUGGUACAUGGCGCAUGUGUGUGGACAGUCGUGCUAUUAACAAAAUCACUGUCCGCUAUCAUUUUUCUGUAUCCUGCUUGGAUGACCUACUUGAUCAGUUAGCUGGCGCCACAAUUUUCAGCAAACAUGAAUGGAAAAUUGCCUUCAAAACUCGUGAAGGCUUAUAUGAGUGGUUGGUGAUGCUGCUUGACCUUUCUAAUGCCCCUUGCACAUUUAUGCGUGUUAUGCAUCAGACAAGCACCAAUUAUUGGAAAACACGGUAUGUGGUUUCUAAGGAUGGCCUUGCUGUAGAUAGUACCAAAGUUGCCAUCAUCGCUCAAUGUCCUGAACCAACUUCUCUCACUGCAGCACAUAGCCUUCACAGCUUGGCAUCCUUUUAUCGACUCUUUAUACCUCAUUUUAGUAGCAUUAUGGCACCCAUCAUUGAUUGCAUGAAGAACACUAAAUUCACUUGGACAGAUGACGCUGCAGCUGCCUUCACUACUAUCAAACAGAAACUGACUUCACCACCACUAUUAGCAGUAAAACACUGGCGCCAUUAUUUAUUCCAGCAAGAAUUUGUCCUCUUUACUGAUCAUGAUGCUCUUAAAUACCUAAGUCGUCAAGAUAAGCUUUCUGCUAGACAUGCAUCUUGGCAUGCCUAUUUGGAACAAUUCACAUUUGUUAUCAAGCAUAAAGCUGGUGUUUCUAAUAGGGUGGUUGAUGCUUUAAGUCGUCGUCAUAAUCUCCUUGCUGAGAUUUUAUGGCUGAAAAUCAUUCAGGAAUUGCAUAAUGAAGGUCAUGUGGGUCGCAAUCGUACUUUGCAUAUUGUCAACAGCACUUAUUAUUGGCCCACAUUGUGCAAGGAGGUAGAACGAUUUGUGAAUCGUUGUCGUGUUUGUCAAAUGGCAAAAGGUACUUCUUCUAAUGAUGGGUUAUAUAUGCCACUUCUUAUUCCCACUCAACCUUGGACAAAUAUCAACAUGGACUUUGUGCUUGGCCUUCUGUUUGCGCAACUUUUCUUUUGCAACAUCUAUCAUUUACAUGGUUUACCAACUUCCAUUGUCUCUGAUGGAGACACAUGGUUUCUAAGCCAUUUUUGGCGAAGCUUGUGGAGAUCAGCUAACACCUCCCUAAACUUCAGUAAUGCGUAUCAUCUGCAAAUUGACAAACAAACUGAAGUUGUGAAUAGGUCACUUGGUAAUUUACCACGCAGAUUGGUCAUCUAUGGGAUCGUCCCACGUGGCUCACUAGACCUGUUGACUCUCUCUAGUAAUGUGCACACACAUGCUACAGUUAAGGAGUUUAUUGAACAGCUUUGUGAAAUUCAUCAACAAACUCAUUCCCAGUUAAUCAUAUCUACGGACAAAUACAAGGUACAUGCUGAUAAAAAACGUCGAUCUGUAGACUUUUCGGUUGGUGACCUUGUUUGGGCUAUUCUUACUAAGGAUCGCUUCCCAGCUCAUGACUAUAACAAACUUGUUGCCCGUAAAAUAGGACCUGUGGAAAUUACUAAGAAGAUAAAUCAGAAUGCAUAUCGUGUGCAAUUGCCAAGUCACGUUCACACAUUUGAUGUUUUCAAUGUGAAACAUCUUAUUCCAUUCUCGGGUGACAAUACUUCUGUUGAUGAGCCAUUGUUCGAUUCGAGGGCGAAUCUUUCUCAUCUUGGGGAGAAUGAUGUCAUGCAAAGUGGCUAA
Molecule: messenger RNA, 2034 nt
Organism: Abrus precatorius (Indian licorice)
Lineage: Eukaryota; Viridiplantae; Streptophyta; Magnoliopsida; Fabales; Fabaceae
Exons: 6
Coding region: 1-2034 (677 amino acids)
Molecular function (GO): nucleic acid binding
Source: RefSeq, a predicted model, not a curated record